Molecule: messenger RNA, 780 nt
Organism: Plasmopara halstedii
Lineage: Eukaryota; Oomycota; Peronosporomycetes; Peronosporales; Peronosporaceae
Exons: 2
Coding region: 1-780 (259 amino acids)
Source: RefSeq, a predicted model, not a curated record
AUGGCUUCGUUUCUAAAGAUCGAUUCAACCAACCUCGUUCAAGAUGGCAUAUGCUAUUCAAUCGAGUAUAACGUUGAUGCAACGCAGUUCUGGAACAAUUCGUUUAAGAUCGAAGUACCGACAGCAGCUACAACAUCCACUAUCUCUAUAACACUGUCUGAUGGAUUAUACUCAUAUUCGGAUAUCAAUCGAAGCAUUCGGACAGCUCUCGUAAAUUCUGGUGCCUAUCUAAUUCACGGUUCCGGUAAUAACGUCUUUUAUAUCCAAUUGAGUGAAAAUAGUGUUUAUUACGCAGCUCAAUUUGAUUUCAGUGCUACCCCAACGUUUCUUCCUGCCGGCUUGACCCGUCCUGCUUCCUGUCUGUAUAGCGCUGGUGGAACGGGAUUACCAACUACGUCCCGUGUUCCUCGUAUCAUUAUUGAUAAUGCUGCAUUUGGUAAGAUUGUAGGUCUGACGAUCGGUACAUAUCCUGCCGUCCCUGCUACUGUGUCAUCUGCACAACUAUCGAACACUAUUCCUCAGAUCAAUCCGGGUUCGAGCUGUGUUGUACGAUGUGAUAUUAUUAAGAGCGAAUACGUAGCUUCUGGUGGUAUCUUGAGUGCUUUUGACCGCGGCGAUGCCCAUGUAGGCCAAUUGAUUUCAUACAAGCCGAGUCAGUAUGCAUGGAUGAAUUGCCACAAUGGCGCUCGUUCCUCGAUUACCAUCAGCAUCUUUAAUCAAAAUGAUCUAAAGGUCAAGUUGCGUGAUACAUCGGUUUCGAUCAUGCUUCCUAAAAAGUAA